AUGGAUUGUUUCUCAAAAAUAAAUACUACUAAAUUGUUUUAUAUUUAUAUAAUAUUAAAUAUAUUUAUAAUUAACAAAAUAUCUUCUAAAUAUGUUGAAGGUCGAUUUUUUAUACCAACUAAUUGGUAUUAUUUGGAUAAAUUUUGUUUUGUAUCUGAAACAUCAAAAUUAACAUAUAAUUUUAAGUAUCCUACAGAAUUUGGAACUCAAGUAUUAUAUUUAUAUUAUGAUACACCUGAUCAAUGGUUAACAGCAUAUAAUCAUGAAUUAACUUGUGAAGAGAAAGCAUCAAUAGCUACCAAAAGAAAUAAUCAAAUUGUUCCAAUGGUUAAGAGUGAGAAUUCAAGUAAUUAUGGUGCAGAAUGUGAUAUAAUAACUUUGUUUAAUAGUACAUGGUAUAAUUGUUCCGGAAGUAAAAGAUUUAUAAGUGCUCGACCAAGAUGGUGGUUUUUUGCUAUUGCUAAUUGUAAUUCAUCACAUGGAUUAUAUUUAGAAUAUUCAAUGUUAAUGGUAAAUAGAGAUGAUCCAGCAAGUUGGUUUUAUCAUUUUUCAUAUGAUGAAUUUUAUAUAUUAAUAAGUGAUAUAAUAUUUAUUGUUAUAAAUGUUAUAAUUUUAUCAAUUUCAUUAUUUGUUGCAUUUGUAUUGAAAAACCGACAUCUUUUUCAUCAAACAUACAAACUUUUUUUAAAAUCACAAUUUGUUGAAAUAUUAUCAUUAAUUUGUAUGUGUAUAUAUUAUAGUAGAUAUGCAAAAGAUGGACAUAGUAUAAAAAUAAUAAAAGUAAUGGGAUAUAUAUUAAGAGGUUGUUCAAGUAGUAUAUUUUUAUUUCUUUUAUUAUUAAUAUCUAAAGGUUUUACAAUAACAAGAGCACGAAUAUCAAAUUCUGGAACAAUAAAAAUAAUGAGUGUAAUGGCAUUGUAUCUUCUUAUAUAUUUUAUAAUGCUUUUUUGGUCUUUAGAAAUAUUUGAUAGAGGUAUUGUAUAUCAUAUGUUUGAAUCACUACCAGGAUAUAUGUUUAUGGGUUUACGUAUUAUAGCGUGGAUAUGGUUUUUAAGAUGUUGUAUAAUAACAAUUAAAAAAUAUCCAAUUAAAAAGAAAUUUUAUUGCUCAUUUAUUCCUUUAGUUAGUGUAUGGUUUUUAUCUGGUGCUACAACAUUAGUAAUAUCAAAUUUUUGGUUAGAUAAUUGGGUUCGUGAAGAAGUAGUAAAUUUUGUUGAUUGCGCAUUAAUAACAUAUGGACAUUUAGGAUUUCUUUUUUUAACUUUACCUUCAAGUGCAAAUCAAAAUUUUCCAUAUCAUGUAAGAACAACACAAGUUUGUGACAUAAAUUAUCCAACAAGUAAUUAUGAAUUAAAUGAAACACAACUUCCUGAAGGUGGAGAAAUUAAUAGUGAGAAUAUAUUUGAAAGUCGAAAUAUUAUUACAGAAAGAAAUAUAAUAAGUUCAAAUAAUAUACAAAAUAUAUCAUCCCCUCUAGAUUUAGAACAUUUCUCUGCAAAUCAUAAUACGAUAGUGACCACGCAAUCAUCAAAAAAAUAA
Strongyloides ratti is the source of this 1539-nucleotide messenger RNA. RefSeq names its product Transmembrane protein 145. The transcript is spliced from 4 exons. Bases 1 to 1539 code for a protein of 512 amino acids. Gene Ontology annotation, biological process: G protein-coupled receptor signaling pathway; response to pheromone. NCBI's taxonomy places the organism in Eukaryota, Metazoa, Nematoda, Chromadorea, Rhabditida, Strongyloididae. The record is from RefSeq and is a predicted model, not a curated record.